Molecule: messenger RNA, 856 nt
Organism: Rhagoletis pomonella (apple maggot)
Lineage: Eukaryota; Metazoa; Arthropoda; Insecta; Diptera; Tephritidae
Exons: 4
Coding region: 206-787 (193 amino acids)
Source: RefSeq, a predicted model, not a curated record
CGGACUACGAUGGAUUCUUUGACAGCCCCUAUUAUCUUGUGUGCUAUUUAAAUUUAGCUUCCAGUUGUUGUUAUCGAGAUUAUGUGCUCGUAUAAGUACAUCGUUAUCGUACCAAUGCUACCUUUAGGUACAACAAAAAGAUAAUGUUGACACUUCGCAAAAACAAAAAUAUUCUGAAGUAAAAUAAGAACUUUGUGAAUUUGUUAUGAAAAGGUGUGCUAUAGAAAUGGAGCGUCUGACAUAUGAAACUGCUGUAAAAAAGGCGCAGUUAGUUGAGCGGAACCCUCAUCCUAAUGGCGUCCAUAUCGUGGACCCGUUGCGUGUAUCAAUGCACCAGGAGGAAGACAUCAUCUCGCUGGCAACGCAAAUACAGAAUGCCGACAAGCAGUUGAAAUCUGGCACAUGUCAGAAGCUAUGUGUGAUUCUGGAUCAGAUUAAAAUGCUGCAAGCACAGGCAAUGCAAAUACUGAAGGAAUCCGAAGAGAGUAAACUGUUGCACAAUGCCGCAUGUAAUUUUACAAAAAAGCCUGGCCAUAUCUAUCAUCUUUAUCAGCGUUCAUCGGGUCAAAGCUAUUUCAGUAUGCUUUCACCUGAAGAAUGGAAUGGUGGACCCAAUCAGAAAUAUCUUGGAAGUUAUAGAUUAGAAUUUGACUUAUCAUGGACGCCUUUGGAAAAAAUUAAAGAGCGCGAUGAGAAAAUGAACUGGGCAGAGAAAUGUUUGGAGACAACGACUUUAGCUGUAGGUCCAAUACCAAUGGCAAUAGAAUUUGGUAAUACUGAAAAAUGAUACGAAAUUUUAAUUUUACAAAUCUAAUAGCAAAUUAAUAUGUACAUAUGCAGAUCAAUCUUUUUCAUC